This is a messenger RNA of Metarhizium acridum CQMa 102, 1776 nucleotides long. Lineage: Eukaryota; Fungi; Ascomycota; Sordariomycetes; Hypocreales; Clavicipitaceae. The record is from RefSeq and is a predicted model, not a curated record.
AUGGAGUCUAAGUAUCUAGAAGGAAAAGUUCGAGUCCCUUUGUCGAGUCUGAAGAGCGAGGAUUUGGAUGUUCAUUCAUCGUCAUUCCCGAUCAACAUCAUUGAGCAUCUUCGUGAUCCAGGACAUGCCAUCUCAGUUCGGAUUACUCCAAGGACCCGAGAUGACAUUCUACGGGGCUUGAGCUACUCACCCGAGCAAUUGUAUGCGACGCUUGAAUUGGAAUCUAGUCCUUUGAUCAAUGAUCACCAAGUUUUCUACGCUGCCAAGGACUUGGAUCUGGACAGAGCGAAGGCUGUCCUCGGAAGGGAUCAUAUUUGCAACGUACGCUUGUACUGCAUUCCAGUACAACCUCGCAAGAUUUGCGAUGGUGCCGUCUUCCAGAACGUGCGGUAUUACAUGGCCGGGUCUUGGAAAAAGAACCGUGUGUCUGUUGCCCAAGCCUGGAUGGACAAGCUGUCGGGGUCCAAGAGGAAGAUACUGGGAAGUCUAUGGAAACAUCCGGAUAUAAUAGCAGCUAUGGAUAGCAUGCUUUGUUUUCCUGGUUAUUGGGAUGGGCUUCAGCUUGGGAACUGGGCAAAACAUCUGGCCGCCCGCAUCAAUCCGCUCAUCAUCAACUAUUGGGUGCAUAUUAAGAACGUCGCUUUGAAAAUAAUGGCUGGACAUGAAGACAAGCUGCAUCUAUUUAAUGCAAAUACAGUUGCAAUUCUUCAAUAUCGGGCGCCGUCGUGGAAUUCGCAAGACCGAGCACAGAUCUGCGAUCUUUUUGAGGACGGAACACUGUUUCCUGGCAUUUUAUCAAAGAGUGCUCGAGACAGAAUUAAAGACAACAUCCUUGAGCUCCCGGAUUCAAUACCUAGCAUCCAGACCUUUCAUGAAAACAUGAGAUAUUUGACGAUUGGAGCUAAAAUCCUUGAGAAACACAUUGAGAACAGGCCGUCAGAGAGCCGGGCUGAUACAAUCGAGCCCAUGUGUUCCAGUCUUAUUGAGAAUUUAAAAAAGGACUGGAACAGUCGUGGGGCUUCGAUGGAAGUCGGCCACGGCCGCAUGAUCCAGGUGAAUGAGCCAACUGCCGACGCUGCAGUCAUUCAAGCAUUUCUAGCCGCAUUGCGCUACUUCCCUUACUUGUCACCCGAGGCGCCUCUAAGGGACUUUGACAAGAGAGUGUGGAUGGCGGGCAAUUUUGAUAAUAGCGUUCUAAGCCGUCUCUGUGUCACUCUUAAAGAUUUAGGUUUCUCUAACGCGAAUAUUGAGAAAGGGCGUCUUCACCCGAUUGAGAACCGGCACAUAUCGUACACCCAGCCGAAGAGGAGGAGGGACUGGCGCAGUGGAAAACCUUGCCUCGCGGGGUACCACAUCCUACUGCAAUCGUCUUUUUUCCCACAACUAUUCGCGGAACCCUUAGAUGACAAGGUGCCACCAGAGCUACGUGUGCAAAGCGAUAUUUUGCAAGCUUUUUUUGGAGGUAAAGCGAAGGUUCCAUCGCUGGCAUCAGCUGCAUCUCUUCGUGCUGAAAUGGACGUGGAUACAACAGAGCCAAAUGAGGCAUGGAGGAGUGAGGCAGAGAUAAACGAAGACACAAGGCUAGGUGAAGUAUUAAAGUUAUGGCCAAGGGGCAAUAAUGAAACGCGCCCCAAAAAGAAAGGAAAGGACAAAAUGCCUCGAGGUUUUGCUCGGUCUGCAACAAGUCGCGACAAGCCGCGCGUUCGGGGCAAAGGGCCUAAGUUCACAUUCACCGCAGUGUUGGAAACGUAUGUAACUUCGGCCGUAUGUUUAUAG